GGUGUUGAUAUCGGAGUCAUAAUAAAUAAGAAAUUACUUUUUGGAGUUCAGUUAAGUUACUUGUAUCAUUUUAGUUUUUGUAGCUGUUUUUAUUUCAGAUUUUUGAAACAUUGGUAGAAUUGUCAGUUGAUACGAAAGGUUUGCUUCCAUGGUUGUCGAGGUCAGUCAAUAGAUGGUUUUGUGAAUGGAUGAUCAGUACAGUAUAAAUGUGGACUGUUCUAAGCUGUGUGGGGACAUAGUGGACUUGAAUGAGAGAUUCAGCAAUGCAAUUUACAAUGGGUGCUUCCAACAUGCCAUUGAUCUGGUAAAACAUGAGCAGUGUAAUCCGAACUCAACACGGCUGUCGAAGGGUGGAAACAAACCCAAACUCUGGACUGCUCUGCACCAGUGCGCUUUCUUGGGGGCUUCAGAGGAAACCAUCAAAGCAUUUGUGAAACUGGGAACCUUCAAAUCUCUCAAGAAUUCAGAUGGACAGACUGCGUAUGACAUUGCAGUGAGUAAAAACAGACCAGAGGAGAUUCUAGCAGCACUGAAGCUGCCUGCUGACGUCAUCGAAAAUAAGGAGGCAAUUGAGAAGAUGGAAGCAAAACUACAUGAGCACAUUCUGUCAAGGGUUGAAACACUAAUCAAGGAAAACAAUCAGGCACUUCCACAGAUAAGUCCUCUCUGGGAGAUGGAGGAACCCUCACUCUACUACUCUGUUCCGGGAAUGUACGGAGGAUUCUGUCUCACUCGAGACCAGGAGAAAAGACUAGUCAGCGAGAGUUGGUCUCGAGUGUGUGGAGGAUCUGAACAAGAAAUAGUCAUAGACCAUGACGGGAAUGUGAUAGACUGUAAUGCAGAGGCGGAUCUAGGGUUUUCUUGAGGAUGGAGCGGAUUUUCAAAAAUGUUCAAAAAAUUGUGUCGAUCUUUUUUUUUUAGGUCUACCAAACUGCUUUU
Messenger RNA from Symsagittifera roscoffensis, 939 nucleotides. RefSeq lists its product as uncharacterized. The record is from RefSeq and is a predicted model, not a curated record. NCBI's taxonomy places the organism in Eukaryota, Metazoa, Xenacoelomorpha, Acoela, Convolutidae. The coding region runs from base 185 to 865 and encodes 226 amino acids. The transcript has 6 exons.